Messenger RNA from Vollenhovia emeryi, 1212 nucleotides. RefSeq lists its product as uncharacterized. The transcript has a single exon. Bases 1 to 1212 code for a protein of 403 amino acids. NCBI's taxonomy places the organism in Eukaryota, Metazoa, Arthropoda, Insecta, Hymenoptera, Formicidae. The record is from RefSeq and is a predicted model, not a curated record.
AUGCAUUACCUAAAGGCAUCUCUCAAGAACGAAGCCGCGGAUGUUAUUAGUUCUUUAAAAUUAUCAGACGCAAAUUACCAGGAAGCAUUGGAAAUGCUGGAUGAGCGAUACGACAAUCGCGUAAUCGUACAAAAGCAUAUUAAGGCCAUUUUUGAAUAUCCAGUAUUAUAUAAAGAAAAUCACGUUGAACUUCGACAGCUAUUAGAUACCGUUUUAAAACAUCUACGAGUUCUCAAGGUGCUACAGAGGUCCACGGAUCACUGGGACGGCCUUGUCAUUCAUAUUAUUACCAGCAAAUUAGCGCCAGCUGUUAACAAGGAAUGGGAGACCAGCCUCAAGGAUUCGAACAUACCGACGCUCAAGGAUUUGACUGACUUUCUGUCGUAUCGAUGUCGAGCAUUGGAGGCGAUAGACAGAAAACCCCAAGGCGUAGUAUCAUCAAGGAAGAUUGAUAAGGGCGAUUCAAAGAAAUCUAUGUCAGCAAAUGUAGUAACAGAAAGGCAGGCAUGCGGUUAUUGUAAAGGCGAUCAUCCCAUUUUCAGGUGUAAUAAGUUUCUCGAGCUUUCAGUUGACAAACGUAUUCAGGAAAUAAAAGGUCUCAAGCUUUGCCUUAAUUGUUUGAAACAUAGCGAGCAUCGAGCAAAGCAAUGCAACGCGGGUUUGUGCAAAAAAUGCAAUAAGAGGCACAAUACGUUGCUUCAUAUGGAGUCAAGCUUGCAACCUAAUGAUACGGAAGUGAGCUCUGAUAGGACGGGCACUAGCGCUGAAUCGUCAACCACCAGCACAUAUCAUGCCACCCGAGCGACAGGUCAUCACGUUUUGCUGUCUACGGCAGUAGUUCACGUUCAAGAUCAGAAGGGAAAUAUGCAUCUAUGUCGAGCGCUGCUCGACAACGGAUCGCAGUCGAACUUCGUGAGCACGGAGCUAGUGAAGAGGCUUGGAGUUAAACAGGUUCCCACCUGCAUCCCCAUCAAUGGCGUUGGAGGUACGAAGUCCGAAACACACAGUAUGGCCAAGAUAAAAUUAAAGUCGCGGUUUAAUGGGUACAAGGCGGAACUCAAUUGUUGCGUGCUGCGGAAAAUUACGCAGGAUCUGCCCACGGUGUCUAUUCACAAGGCUGACAUUCGGGUUCCGGAAGGAAUCACCUUAGCAGAUCCGGAGUUUCUAGAAUCAUCUAGAAUCGAUAUGAUCAUAGGAGUAGAAAUCUUCUAG